This is a messenger RNA of Macrosiphum euphorbiae (potato aphid), 444 nucleotides long. The record is from the annotation of a GenBank genome assembly. NCBI's taxonomy places the organism in Eukaryota, Metazoa, Arthropoda, Insecta, Hemiptera, Aphididae.
AUGAAUAUCACUUCUACAAAUAACACUUGUGGGCCCGAAAAAGUACUAAACCCUGGUUGGUGUCCUAGUCACUGGGAUCUAUUGUUAUGUUGGAGAACUUCAAAACCUGGUGCUGUAGUUUACCAAGCUUGUUUUGAUGAACUCAACGGAAUGCGUUACGAUACAUCACAAAAUGCUAGUCGUCGUUGCAAAUCGAAUGGUGUUUGGGAAAAUUCUUCUGAUUAUAUGAAUUGCCGACCUUUGGAUACAAACAAUCCAUUGUAUCCAGAUCCAUCAAUUGUAUACACAUCAUACUUUUACUAUGGUGGUUAUACCAUAUCAUUAGUGGCAUUGGUGGCAGCUGUAUCCAUAUUUGUUUACUUUAAAGAUUUGAGAUGCUUGAGAAACACAAUACACACAAAUUUGAUGUGCACUUAUAUACUAUUGAUUUUACAUGGAUAUUGA